Messenger RNA from Hevea brasiliensis (rubber tree), 866 nucleotides. Its product is annotated as 40S ribosomal protein S10-1. Gene Ontology annotation, molecular function: structural constituent of ribosome; RNA binding. The transcript has 5 exons. Gene Ontology annotation, cellular component: cytosolic small ribosomal subunit. The record is from RefSeq and is a predicted model, not a curated record. NCBI's taxonomy places the organism in Eukaryota, Viridiplantae, Streptophyta, Magnoliopsida, Malpighiales, Euphorbiaceae. The coding region runs from base 156 to 704 and encodes 182 amino acids.
GCAAAAUAGAUCAAGGGCUUAGCUGGAUUAUCAGGUAUAGACGUUCCCUAUAUAGAGUCCACAUCAUUCCUCUAGGGUUUACGAGCUUCCUUGCAUCUCUGCAGACUGCAGCUACUGCCAAAUAGAAGGGUUUGCUUUGUCGCCUGUUAACAACCAUGAUUAUUCCAGAGAAGAACAGGAGGGAGAUCUCAAAGUAUCUCUUUCAAGAGGGAGUUUGCUAUGCAAAGAAGGAUUUCAACCUUGCAAAGCACCCAAAUAUCGAUGUCCCAAAUCUGCAGGUGAUUAAGCUGAUGCAGAGCUUCAAAUCCAAGGAGUAUGUCCGUGAGACAUUUGCAUGGAUGCACUACUACUGGUACCUCACAAAUGAUGGGAUUGAGUUUUUGAGAACUUAUCUUAAUCUUCCGUCAGAAAUUGUUCCUGCCACCUUGAAGAAAUCUGCGAGGCCCACUGGUCGGCCAAUGGGUGGCCCACCUGGUGACCGGCCCCGAGGCCCACCACGCUUUGAAGGAGACCGUCCAAGAUUUGGUGAUCGUGAUGGGUACCGAGGAGGUUCUCGAGGGGGUGAUUUUGGUGGUGAAAAGGGAGGUGCUCCAGCAGAUUUCCAGCCCUCAUUUAGGGGAUCUGGUGGAAGGCCUGGCUUCGGUCGUGGAGGUGGAGGUGGAGGUUAUGGUGCAGCUCAAUCCAGUUCUUCUGGCUUCGCUUGAACGUCUUGCUGGUUUUUGGCUGUUAAUGUUUUUACGAAUGUAUUAGUUGAAACCCAAGUAUUUGUCUUGGUGCCUUUAUCCAAACCCCCCUAGGAUUUUGUUUGAUUUAAAUUACAUUGAGCUUGAUUUGGGAUUUGAAAUUUAUAACGAAAACCUUGAUUA